AUGUGCGUGCUAAGGCUUCGAGACAGGUUAAAGGCUUGCAAGGAAACCUCGGUAGAACAUGCCACGAGACCGAAUAAUCACAUCAGCCAAGCGUGGGCCACCGCAGCCGCCAUCACUCGCGAGAUAAGCCAUCCCCAGUUUUACGUCUCGAGAGUCGGCUUUCGAUGGGCUACCCCUCCGCCGUUGGGAAGAAUAUUCAUUCUGCUGUGCUACUGGGCCAUGAUCAUCUACUUCAUGUCCUGGAAUGCCGUCAAGGACGAUGUCUAUUUCUGGGAGCGUAUCGGCUACCGCAACGCUUGGGUCACCAUAAUGCAGCUGCCGUUUCUAUUCCUCCUGUCCAUGAAAUUCAACAUAGUCGGCUUUCUGAUUGGAAGCAGUCACGAGCGGCUAAAUUGGCUUCACCGGUGGGUUGCACGAACCAUGCUCAUCACUGCGACAGUUCACGGCUGGCAUUUUUGGACUGAGUGGGUGCGGGCAGACUUUCUCGAGUACGAAUUGUCCAUCAUGCCUCUGGUCAAGUAUGGACUCGGGGCGUGGGGAGUACUGCUCUUCAAUGUGGUCGUUGGGUUUGUGCCCAUCCGGAGGAUGAUGUACGAAAUUUGGCUCAUACAACACGUGCUAUCAUCUGUCGCCAUGCUGGUGCUUCUGAGUUAUCACAUCCCAGACAGCGCAAAGCACCUCCUGUGGAUGUCGGUGUCGUUCCUGGUGUUGGACAGAGCGGCGAGGGUGGCCUUGACGGCCUGGCAGAAUACCAGGUGGAGGCCAAACAAGUCGGCUUGCCAAGGCAUGAGGCGGUGGGGACACAACAUCUCUUUGCGAGCCAUUGGCAACUCGGUUACCGUGCUGACCAUAAAGGACGUUCACUUCAAGUGGCAUGCCGGUCAGCACAUCUACCUUUGGGUUCCUAGGCUCGGCUUGCUGGAAUCCCACCCUUAUACCAUUGCAUGUGCCCAUCAGAUCAAGGGAACGUGCUGCUGCAACAGUGUCCAGCUCAUCAUCCGGUCUCACGGGGGGUUUUCGAAGCGUGUUCAUAAUUUUGCAGUCAGAAAUCCGACCAAGACGCUUGCUGGAUUCGUCCUGGGGCCGUUCGGAGUAACCACCAAGUGGGAAGCGUUUGAGACGCUUGUCUUGAUCGGGGCCUCGACGGGGGCAAGCUUCACGGUGCCCAUCAUGGAGAGUGUGGCCUACUCAGAACACGCGUCGUGUGUGCGAAGGUUGGAAAUGGCACUGACGGCGAGGACGGCGGAGGAGAUGGAAUAUUACGUGGAAAGGGCUAGAGAUGCUGCCAGAAGCGCGCAAGAAAAGGGUAUCGAGGUGAGGUUGCACGUUUCCAUCACGGGCAGCUAUUCAGACGCGGAUUCCGGAGUGCCGCUAGUGCGAUUCGGACAGGGAAGCAGGGACGAAGCAACAAGUGGCUCGACAAAGGAAGAGGCAACCGACGUGUACUCUGGCAGGUCCGUAGAAGACGGGCUACGACCCAGAAGGAGGACCUCGAGCUCCAGCGCGUCUCGCAACAGCGCAGGCAGCAUCCACAUGGUGCGCGAGUACACCUCCCGGCCGGACAUUGAGGCCCUGCUCCGCGAACCUGUGGAACAGGCAUGGGGGGAGACGGCGGUGGUGGUUUGCGGAGGAAAGGAAAUCGUGGCGAGGACGCGAAACUGCGUUGGCAAAUUGAGCGAUGAGCGGGCGGUGCACAAGGGAACAGGCGCACAGGGCAUAUACCUGCAUGUUGAAGAGUAUGCAUUUUGA
Messenger RNA from Metarhizium album ARSEF 1941, 1749 nucleotides. Its product is annotated as Flavoprotein transmembrane component. Gene Ontology annotation, biological process: iron ion transport; intracellular iron ion homeostasis; copper ion import. NCBI's taxonomy places the organism in Eukaryota, Fungi, Ascomycota, Sordariomycetes, Hypocreales, Clavicipitaceae. Gene Ontology annotation, cellular component: plasma membrane. The coding region runs from base 1 to 1749 and encodes 582 amino acids. The record is from RefSeq and is a predicted model, not a curated record. The transcript has a single exon. Gene Ontology annotation, molecular function: ferric-chelate reductase activity.